AUGUCAAAAGGAAAAGGAAAGCUAGUCGACACAAGCGCACAACUUGACAACCUACCUUGGGUUGAAAAGUAUCGCCCAAAGUCAUUGAGCGAUCUCGUCUCGCAUGAAGACAUUACCUCUACAAUCGAAACCUUUAUUGAUGCCAAUCGACUUCCUCAUCUCUUGUUUUAUGGUCCUCCGGGUACCGGAAAGACAUCAACGAUUCUUGCAUGUGCACGCAAAUUGUAUGGAGAUCAUUACAAAUCCAUGAUUCUCGAGUUGAAUGCUUCUGAUGAUCGUGGUAUUGAGGUUGUACGUGAACAAAUCAAGAACUUUGCCAGUACUCGUACCAUGUACAGUUCGGGAUUCAAGCUUAUUCUUCUUGAUGAAGCAGAUGCCAUGACUACGCAAGCACAAGCUGCACUACGCAGAGUUAUCGAAAAGUAUACAAAGAAUGUACGGUUCUGUAUUGUGUGUAAUUAUGUCAGUAAGAUUAUUCCGGCCAUCCAGUCGCGUUGUACUCGUUUCCGAUUUGCACCUCUUGAAACUGAACAGAUUGAGAAACGACUUGAGACCAUUGUUGAGGCUGAGGGGAUUAAUUUGACAGAAGAUGGUAAAGGGGCACUCUUGAAACUGUCGAGAGGUGAUAUGCGACGUGCCCUUAAUAUCCUACAGGCAUGCCAUGCUGCGUAUGAGCGGGUGGAUGAGACAGCGAUCUACAACUGCACAGGACACCCUCAUCCAAAUGAUAUCCAUCAGAUUGUUCAUUGGAUGCUUUCAGAAGAAUACACUACUGUUUUCCAAAGGAUUGAGAGUCUAAAGCAAGAUUCCGGACUGGCAUUGCAGGACAUCCUUGAAGAAGUCCACCUUUACUUGAGGGAUGUUGAAUUGCCCUCCAAUUCCAAGGUCUUCUUACUGGAAGCUCUUUCAGACAUUGAGUACCGUCUUGGUGAGGGUGCAAAUGAGACCAUUCAGUUGGGUGCCCUUGUGGGUGCCUUUAAGUUGGGUACAAGCCUGGCGAGUCCUCAAGCAUAG
Molecule: messenger RNA, 1014 nt
Organism: Phycomyces blakesleeanus NRRL 1555(-)
Lineage: Eukaryota; Fungi; Mucoromycota; Mucoromycetes; Mucorales; Phycomycetaceae
Exons: 9
Coding region: 1-1014 (337 amino acids)
Biological process (GO): DNA-templated DNA replication; DNA repair
Cellular component (GO): nucleus; Rad17 RFC-like complex; Ctf18 RFC-like complex
Molecular function (GO): ATP hydrolysis activity; ATP binding; DNA clamp loader activity
Source: RefSeq, a predicted model, not a curated record